Molecule: messenger RNA, 1071 nt
Organism: Cornus florida
Lineage: Eukaryota; Viridiplantae; Streptophyta; Magnoliopsida; Cornales; Cornaceae
Product: UDP-glucose 4-epimerase GEPI48-like
Exons: 9
Coding region: 4-1071 (355 amino acids)
Biological process (GO): galactose metabolic process; rRNA processing
Cellular component (GO): cytosol
Molecular function (GO): UDP-glucose 4-epimerase activity; RNA binding
Source: RefSeq, a predicted model, not a curated record
AACAUGUCUAGGAGCAUUUUAGUUACUGGUGGAGCUGGGUAUGUGGGAAGCCACACAGUUGUUCAACUUCUGUUGGGAAGAUUCAAGGUGGUUGUCAUUGACAUUCCAAACUCUCCCUUAGAAAUUGUCCUCAAAAGAGUUGCAAAACUCGCCGGAGAAUUUGGCAAGAACCUUGCCUUCUAUCAGAUGGAUCUGCGGGACAAACCAGCAUUGGAGAAACUUUUUGCUUGCACAAGUUUUGAUGCUGUUAUUCACACUGCCGGAUUGAAAGCUGUGCGUGAAAGCGUGAAAAAUCCAUUGCUUUAUUAUAACAACAACGUCAUUGGUACAAUAAAUCUUUUGGAAGUCAUGGUUUCCCAUGGAUGCAAAAAGCUUGUAUUUUCAUCAUCAGCUACUGUUUAUGGGUGGCCAAAGGAAGUUCCAUGUACAGAGGAUUUUCCCCUCUGUGCAGCGAAUCCAUAUGCACGAACCAAGCUUUUCAUGGAGGAAGUUUGUCGUGAUAUCUACAGUUCAGACUCGGAAUGGAAAAUCAUAAUACUUAGAUAUUUUAAUCCAGUUGGGGCACAUCCCAGUGGAAGUAUUGGGGAAAAUCCCAGUGGAACCCCAAACAAUCUCGUGCCUUUCAUACAACAAGUGGCUCUUGGCAGGCGACCUGAGCUGACAGUGUUCGGAAGUGACUAUUCAACAAAGGAUAGAACUGGGGUUCGGGAUUACAUUCACGUUGUUGACUUAGCAAAUGGACACCUUGCUGCAUUACGCAAACUAUUUGACUCCAACAUAGGCUGUGAAGUUUAUAACUUGGGAAGUGGUAAAGGAACAUCAGUCCUAGAGUUGGUUUCUGCAUUUGAGAAGGCCUGUGGAAAGAAAAUCCCCCUGCUCAUGGCUGGGCGACGACCUGGUGAUGCUGAAAUUGUUUAUGCAUCAACAGACAAAGCAGAGCGCGAGUUGAAUUGGAAAGCCGAAUACGGGAUUGAAGAGAUGUGCCGGGAUCAAUGGAACUGGGCAAGCAAGAACCCUUUUGGAUAUGGAUCACCUGAUCACUCAACAAGUCAAAAAACAUCAAGUUCUUGA